UUCAGAUAUUCGAGAGGAGAUAUAUAGAGCGACGAGCAGAUCUUCUCUUACCACACAUCCAUUGACGCUGAGAUGAAGACCCAGAUAGAGACAUCUACGCUUUCGCUGCAGCUGCAAUAUUAUCAUUACGGUAGUAUUCCGAUCUCUCCGCCACACCAUCUCGCUCAUACAACACGAUGGAGAAAGACUACCACCUAUCCAAUUCCAAGACGGACGAGGCCGAACACCUAGAGUCCGCCGCGCCUCAAUUGCAACUUCACCAGAACAACACCGAUAAUGAGGCGUAUAAGAAUUAUCAUGGGGAGGGCAAGGUCAAGGAGGUCGCUAAUGCCGCACUAGCUAAAGCGCUCAGCGAAGAGACGAUCCCCAAGUUUAGCAGGGAGUCUUUGCAUCUCUACCUCAUGUGUUUCACCACCUUCUUAUGCGCGAUCGCGAAUGGAUACGAUGGGAGUUUGAUGACGGGUCUGAUCGCUAUGGAACAGUUUCAGAACGUCUUCCAUUCGGGAACUACUGGGUCGACGGUCUCGGUCAUCUUUUCGAUGUACACCGUAGGAUCUAUGGUCGCCGCACCCUUUGCUGCUAUCAUCUCGGACCGCUUCGGCAGGAGGAAAGGGAUGUUUGCAGGCGCUGCCGUGAUCAUCAUCGGAGCUGUCAUUGCGACCACGUCUAAACAUAUUGCUCAGAUCGUCGUGGCCAGGUUGAUUCUCGGAGCAGGAGUUCAGAUCUGUACCGUGUCGGCCCCGGCGUAUUGUAUCGAGGUGUCUCCCCCGCACAUGCGAGGGAAGAUGACGGGUAUCUACAACUGUGGCUACUUUGGAGGUGCCAUCCCAGCGGCCGCGAUCACUUUCGGCACGAGCUACAUUCAGAGCAACCUCGCCUGGCAACUCCCCUUGAUCUUCCAGUGUUUCGCGGCGAUCUUUGUCAUAAUCUUCGUCUUCUUCAUCCCGGACUCGCCUAGAUGGUUGAUGAGUCAGGGCAGGACUGAAGAGGCUCAUGCGUUCUUGGUCAAGUAUCACGGGAACAACAACCCUCAGUCGGCUUUGGUCAAGCUCGAGCUGGAAGAGAUGAUGGAAGGAAUCCGACAGGAUGGUAUCGAUAAGGUCUGGUGGGACUACCGACCACUCUUCUUGAGCCACAACGGAAGGUGGAGGAUGGCGCAAGUCUUGAUGAUCUCGAUCUUUGGUCAAUUCAGCGGGAACGGUUUGGGUUCUUUCAACACCGUCAUCUACAAUAACCUGGGCUACACGAAAGUAGCUACUCAGCUAGCUUUGAACCUGGCUAACAGUGUCUGCUCGGCUAUCGGUGCCGUCACCGCGGCAUUCUUGACGGACAGGAUGCCACGACGCAAGGUCCUCGUCCCGGGAACUUUCGCCUGUGCCGUCUUUCUGGCCAUCAAUGCCGGUCUAUCGGCUGCUCUUGCCAAGGAUACAACCAACGUCAAGUUGAGUCAAGGGGCGCUGGCCGCGUACUAUUUCUUCAACAUCAUCUUCAGUUUCACCUACACCCCGCUCCAGGGUGUUAUCCCGGCCGAGGCUUUGGAGACUACCAUGCGAGCUAAAGGUCUCGCGCUCUCGGGUGUGCUUGUCAGCGCUGUCGGCUUCAUCAAUCAAUUCGCCGGACCGAUCGCUCUCGGAAACAUCGGCUACAAGUACACCUACAUCUUUGUCGGGUGGGACUGUGUGGAGACCGCCGCUUGGUACUUCUUCGGAGUCGAAUCCCAAGGCAGAACCCUGGAGCAGCUCGAAUGGGUUUACAACCAGAAGAACCCCGUCAAGGCUUCCCUCAAGGCUGACAAGGUCGCGGUGGCGGCGGAUGGUCACAUCAUUGAAGAGUUGUAGGGGUGUACGACAAGAAAGGGCAGCCGGACAUUGUAUCGAGUCGUGUAUAGGAG
Molecule: messenger RNA, 1891 nt
Organism: Filobasidium floriforme
Lineage: Eukaryota; Fungi; Basidiomycota; Tremellomycetes; Filobasidiales; Filobasidiaceae
Product: general substrate transporter
Exons: 14
Coding region: 177-1838 (553 amino acids)
Biological process (GO): carbohydrate transport; transmembrane transport
Cellular component (GO): membrane
Molecular function (GO): carbohydrate:proton symporter activity
Source: RefSeq, a predicted model, not a curated record